Molecule: messenger RNA, 303 nt
Organism: Sipha flava (yellow sugarcane aphid)
Lineage: Eukaryota; Metazoa; Arthropoda; Insecta; Hemiptera; Aphididae
Source: RefSeq, a predicted model, not a curated record
AAAAACGUGUGGCAAUGCGUUGCAGUCGAGCUGUUUUAGAUAGCAUACACCGUCGACUGAGUACAACAACAACAACAACAACAACAGCAACAACUUCUACAAACGACGGUCAUGAAACUUCAACGUCAUUGCCAUCCUACAAACCAUACACGUCUUACAGGUUAAACGCUUGCAUCCGAUCGUUCAAACAUCGAGUUAAAACUGUUGUGACGAUGAAAAAAACAUUGAACAGAUCGGAUGACAAACGAUAUAUUUUAAAUGACCGUGUGCAUACUCUAGCACAUGGUCAUUAUAAAAUUUAAU